AUGGAUUAUCUCCUUUCGGCCGCGCACAGUGAACGAGAUUCUGGCUCCAACGGCUCUAUCCAAGAUUAUCUGGACUUUGAUCUUAUACCGCGACCCCUGGCAUCUAUGCAGUCAUUUUUAAUGAAAGAUAUUCUGGACAAGCUCGUUGUGCUUAGUCUUUCUAACUGUGGACUAGAGAAAGUUCCUGCGUGUCUUCGCGCUCUUCCGUGCCUUCAAGAAUUGGAUCUGUCGCGAAACAGACUGACACACUGUGCCUCUCAGUUCAUCACUGCCAAUCUUCCCUUCUUGAAGGUGUUAGACCUCAGUGACAACUACCUGACGGAUGUCGGGGAGCUGCAACAUCUGGGAGUCCUCAAUGAUCUAGAAGUCCUCAAUAUAGAGGGCAACCCGCUACCCUUUGCAGCCAGUCGCUGCGAAGCAAUUCGUGCCUUACUCUUCCAAACAGCUCACACAGAAGCAUUUAGUUCUCGUGCCCGGCAACUGCAUGCCACCCACCGUACAAACAUCAAGUACAGCCCAUUUCUUUUGUUAGGCAGCUACAAGACUAUCGUCAGUGAUUAUCCAUCUGCGGUGGCUAAUGCUGUGAAGGCUUCGUUAGCCGUCAAACAAGGCUCCUAUGAUGCUCUAGACACUAGCGACUACUUAAAGAAGCAGCUGUCCAUUGAUGCUCAUAAGUUGACUAAUGGAUCCUUCUUUAGUCGGUCUUCGUGGACUAAUGAAGGCAUUGUUGUUUCAGGCCCGGGCUGCGUCCUGCUCAGUGAUGCGCGCCUGGAGGCCCCCUUGGUCUACAUUGGUAAGCGCGAUGAUAUCUUCAACACAUACAAUUCUUGCCUAGGUGCAACAGAGACCUAUGCUAAUCUUAUUUAUCGAAAAGCCAAAAACGCGAGCUCUGCAGCAAAUACAGGGAUCAACCAAGCUAAGCUUGUUAAGACUCAGCUAGAUAACUGCUCAGAUGAAGAUCACCUGCGAUUCUUCGGGUCGCUUAACUUCAGCUAUCUUGACUCAUAUACGGACCAGCGAAAUUCUCUUUCAAAUACCACAAAGAGGCCUGUCUCCACAAGUGAGUAUUUACGAAAAAGAGCCAGCAGCCAUUCGCUCAUUGUUUCAACCGCGAGUGCUGGGAUGAUAGACAAUUAUAAUAUUAAUCGUGCCAUAGAUAUGCCGGCAGACAUAGAAGCCAAUCUAACAAAGAAAGGACAAACGCAACAUUUUUUUAUCAAUCUGAAUCAGAGGCCUCUCCAUAACAUAGAUUCUCCGUUUCCAAGGCUCCGGAUUUUGAACAAUCUCAUUAUAACGGUGGAUGACUAUGACAGAGCCAAACAACUCAAUACCACGGUGCAGUACACGAACUACCUCCUUUCUCCUCGUGCUCAAUUCAGAUCGACUAGGCGUAGCUCUGCCACAAGACGGGGUCUCUCAGGAGAGAAAGGCAAAUCACUAGGAUUGCUGUCCUUUAACCGCUCUCACUGCAUCCCUCCAUCUGAAAUACUCCAACAGAGACAGUUUGCAGAUAGAGAACGGCAAAACACGCUGAUGUUGGAGCAACAGGUAUGCGAUCAUCUUAAACAAUUCAUUAUGACAGGCGAAAUUAACUCUAACGACGGGGAAGAGUCUAUAGAUCUUCUACAAGCCUCAAACGAAAGCAUCGGUGACACUCUAGACGAUGCAACAACGAAAAUGGCACAUACCAAUCCGCCCGCUAUGUUGACACAACGGACUGGGCCAACAAGUGCCUCGGCUAAUGGUUUGAUCAGUGGCUCGUUCGCCUCUGAUCGUGAUGCAGAUCUCCAGCAUCUUGAUCAACACUUAGCGAUGACCCAGCUAGCCUCUGAUGCCUUCAAUCCACUUCCGUCGGAACACUCGGCUAUGCGCGUUUCGGAGUUAGGAGUUGCCAGGACUGGUGUUAUUGGCAAUUUAGCGAUGGAUAAACAUGUUCUAGAAGAGAAUGAGCUAAAGACAAAACGAAGGUCUGGCGCCGCUGCUUUAGCUAGCUCUUCAAUAGCUUUCACAAGCAAUGCAUUUAAAGCGCUCGCAUCUUCUCAGUAUGCCCACAAAGAUACAUUUAAGCAAUCUGAGAAUAAAUUAGGUUGUACUCAAACACUAGGCAAAACUGAGGCAGACACAACCGAGUAUGCUUUAUCAUUGGCCUCCACUACUAAGUUGGGACGGACAACAGUCAAUGAUGACACUAUGACCCAUCUGCUGGAAUCGACUCCAAGCGUGGGGGUCAUGCAUGCUCGCGCCAAGAGCCAAUUUAUGAAAGUACGACCGCUCAGCUCCACCCAGCAGGAGUCUUUUAUGAGAACAGCUGUGGAGGCAAAAGAAGCAUACCCAAGCAGACUCGAGCAAGUCACGCUAGAGUCACUGAUAACAAAGCAAGCAAAUGACAGGUUAUCUGACCAACAUCAGCAGCGUAAAAGAGAGAUUGCAGCCUCUGAGAACAUGCUCCGUGCACCGGGGUUGAAGACUACAAUUGGGAUCAUUGAUGACGACGCCUUGGUGGUGCAGCGUGAUACUAUUGCAAAAACAGCCGAGCCCCUGGACAUAUUGAUAAGAAAUGCUGACACAACUGAAGAGUUUGACAGAAUUAUGAGCCUAGAUGGGCAGUUUCGAGCAAGUAAGAUCAGUCCAGAAUACAAUACAGCAUAUAGCAUGAAAAUGUUUGGAAAAUCUAAUGUAUCUGGUGGAGCCUCGGCCAAACCAGUCGGAACCCCUGAAGAAGCUACAAGCGGAACAACUGUUGCCGACUCCGUGGCUGCACGCUCGAUACAUCCCACCGCUCAAGAUGCUGACGAAGAUGCGUACGUUCGUCUUGUCAAGGCAUCAAUCAGUCAAAAUCCACUCAAGUUGGAAACAAAUGCAAUCUCGUACGAAAAAAUGGCCAAUCCGGAAUUUGCUGACAAAGAUUUAAUUCCCAACACGUCCAUAGCCACUAAGAUCACACCAACCUUUAUUGAUGUCAUUCAGGAGGAGUACAGACUCCAGAAGAAUGCAACAGACAAGCUAUUUAUUGAGGCAGCACGAAACAUGGACAGAAAAGUCCGAGAGAGCGUUACACGGCCAUCUUCACAAAUCUUUGUCCGGAAUACUCCACAAGCCAGGUUCUCGGCCAAUAGUGAUACAGACCCAUCAGCGAAGAUUAACCGGCACUCUGUGUUGCUUGAUAUAGCCAUGCAAGGAGAUCGAUUGGCAGGUGAUGGGGAUCUGGUUCAGGAUCACUUCACCGGAAAAAUACCUGCCAGUACCAUAGCAGAAGCUCAACACUUAACAAAUAAGAUCGGUAAUCCUAAGAAAUCUAGAACAUCUAACACAUUAAGUCCAUCCCGGAAACCCACCAGACCUGCAUCAGCCACACAGAUUAGAAAAGCAUCUGGAAGCGUGUUGUCAUAUACGUCAAGAGAGAUAAUGCAGUCAGUGGACACACAGCUCUACAGACAGCAAUUGAGCAUGGAGAAGAGUCGCUAUCGGUCGUCCAGCAAUCGCACAAUAACUAAGUCAGAUGCAGACGAAAAGCGAGAGCAAAAGAAUACCAUGAAGCUUUUGUAUCAGAAUAAUGAAGACUUGAUGCGGCAAGAGAGACAGGUGCAGCACCAAGAGCAUCUCAAUCGCAUAGCACUUAUAAAGAAUACACCAUCCAAGUCUUACAUGACUGAUGAGAAGAACGCCGGAAUAGCCGUCUAUAGGAAUGCAGCCAGGAGAGCACGUACAAUAUCUAAGAGGAAUCGCAACAUGUCCAAGACAUCAAACACAGCAGAAGAGAUCAGGCGGGCUGUCUGCAACGACAAGCUGCGCUACCAAGGCCUGUCGUCUGCCGAGCUCGCAAAGGGCCUUGUCAUCUCCACUGGUGAGCUGGUAAAACCACUCAACGUGCCUUGCCUAGAGGAAGUGGUAGAACACGCAGGAAAGAUAAAGGUGGCUCCUUUAGAGCUCAUAGGCUUGAGUACAGAUGUGAUCAGGAAUAUAGAACCUGAUUUGAAAAGCCUAUCUGCUGCAGGAGAGCAGUUUCUAAGCGAUGAAUUGGCAUGGGAGGAGCAGAUGCGCGACCCGGACUACAAGUUCCAGAGGACAACGAGCCGAAUGGCAAUGUGCAGUCACGUCAAUAAUAGCAAGCUAGAUGCUAGUAGGAUUCAGAAUUUACAGGUCCUUACCUUUAGCAGCCUACCCAUUAACGAAGCUGGGCAGCAUAUGAACGGUAUUCUGCAAGAGAUGACAUUUAGGGCGGACGCAGGCCUAACGCUUAAGGGCUUUACCCCAGGAGAACAAAGCCCCGUGCAUGCAAAGGCUAGCGAAGCGCGCUGCAUUGCACAGCAGCUUCUGCAGAAGGCCAGUGGGAAGGCCUUGAGAGCUAACUCUAAGACAAGGUCACUUUAG
Messenger RNA from Giardia duodenalis, 4371 nucleotides. RefSeq lists its product as uncharacterized. The record is from RefSeq and is a predicted model, not a curated record. The coding region runs from base 1 to 4371 and encodes 1456 amino acids. Gene Ontology annotation, molecular function: histone binding. Lineage: Eukaryota; Fornicata; Diplomonadida; Hexamitidae. The transcript has a single exon. Gene Ontology annotation, cellular component: nucleus.